AUGCCUCCAAAGUUCGACCCUAGUGAGAUAAAAAUUGUGUAUUUGCGAUGCGUCGGUGGCGAAGUCGGUGCUACGUCAGCGCUCGCCCCCAAAGUCGGACCACUAGGUCUUUCACCGAAGAAAGUCGGUGACGACAUUGCAAAGGCCACCCAGGAUUGGAAAGGAUUGAAGGUCACGUGCAAACUCACCAUCCAGAACCGUGUAGCGAAGAUAGACGUUGUUCCGUCGGCUGCAUCGCUGCUGGUAAAGGAGCUCAAGGAACCGCCGCGUGAUCGCAAGAAGGUUAAGAACGUGAAGCACAAUGGUGACCUGACUCUUGACUCGAUCAUCAAGAUUGCCCGGAUCAUGAGGCCGCGAUCUAUGGCAAGGAAGUUAGAGGGUACAGUGAAGGAAAUUCUUGGGACAGCACAGUCUGUUGGUUGCACGAUCGAUGGGCAGCAUCCACACGAUAUUAUAGAGCAAAUUACAAGCGGUGAAAUAGAAAUUCCUGCCGAGUAA
This is a messenger RNA of Angiostrongylus costaricensis, 498 nucleotides long. NCBI's taxonomy places the organism in Eukaryota, Metazoa, Nematoda, Chromadorea, Rhabditida, Metastrongylidae. The record is from the annotation of a GenBank genome assembly.